AUGCGCGAAAAGCUAACGGAGGAUUUGGUGGCGCUCCAGGAGACUACAGUUGAAGAACCGUAUAGCAUAUCAUGCCGUCUGCGGCUCGCAAAAGCGUAUCAGGUACUUGGAUAUCCAGAUCUCGCCGCCGGCGAUGCCUAUAAAGCCUUGAUGUUGGUGGACGAAGUAGUCCAAGAAGGCGAAUACCACGACGAAGCCUUGCAGGCAGCUUGGGCGGAUGUCAUCUCCGAACGCAUGGCAGACUUGAACAUAAGCGAUGAAACAAGAACCUCUCCUUUGAAAGAGGAAGACAUAUUGACAUGGGCGCAAACGCGAUGGUCUAAGAGCGCUCAUGAAAUACUCAUCGGAUGCCUAUUGAACUGUGGAUGCCUUCGGAGUGCAUCUGACUAUAUCGCUCGUGCGAGAAAGGCUUUUCCACAAGAACUAAUGUUCGAAGACUACGAGAAAACGCUAUGGAAAUAUUUGCGAUCUCACUUUGAGCGUGAAGGAGAGUCUGCCGAGGAUGUAGAUGUAGAAGACUAUCCGGAUAGAGGCUUUGUUCGCCGCGAACAGUACCCUUGGAACCACCAUGAGCCGAAUCGUUUCUCGACCGAGUGUCUCGACUUUCUUAACGAGGAGCUCGCGGAUAUAGCACCGAGACUAGAGGUUAGGGUCUCUGAGUUGCCUAUACUCAGUACCGCCUUGAUCGCUGAUGCAACAACACCGGAAACGAAAUACACGAAGCAACUAGGAUUAUUUGCAAAAGACAAAAUAUCCCCCGGCGAGACUGUCCUAGAGGAGAAGUCGUUACUUACCGCUAUAUCAAGACUUUAUGAGUCAUAUUGCGAUGCUUGUGUUAUGCCACUUUCGAACGGAGAUGAUACAGUAAUAUCUUGCGAAGAAUGUGACGAAGUCUUCUUCUGCAGUGAAGAAUGUCAUGACCUAGCCCAGGACCACUACCAUCCCGCGCUAUGUGGUGUCAGCGUAGAUCAGGGGAAGGUGCCUGCACGUGAAGCGGCAGACUAUCUCUAUUACCUUCUACUUGUCCGCGCACUAGCAUUAGCCGAAACUCAGGAUCUUCAUCCCCUGGAGUUGAAAGAAUUGCGGUAUAUUUGGGGCGACUACCAUGGUAAAGACCUCGACGUUGUAUGGCAGGCGGACUCUUCAGGUCGCCUAAGCGACGCAUUCGCAGGGGUACCGCAAACACUUCCCUUUUCAUUCAAGAGCAACAUACUCAUGCCGUUGCACAUUCUAGAGAAGAUGGACAUCAACAUCUUCACGCAGAGUCACCGCUACGAUACCUGGAUUUUCAACACGCUAUAUGCGAAAUUCCGUGGAACAGCCUCCGCUCGACAGGGCCUCGACGGCAGGCCUGAGAUCAGCGCUGUUCACCCAAUGUGGUGCCUCGCGAAUCAUAGCUGUGAUCCGAACGUCGCCUGGGAAUGGCGUGGCUCAAUGCGUUUUUGGGCCCGUGAGGAGUUGGUUGAUUGGAAGGGUAGAGACCCGAGCGUAAGGCCUGGCCUCAAGAAGGAUGAAGAGGUGUUUGGCCACUACUGCGACAUACGUCUGUCAGUCAAGGAUAGGCGAGAGUGGGCCUCGGGAGCACUCGGUGGAGACUGCAUGUGUGCUAGAUGCGUCUGGGAAGAGGCGGAGGAACGGAAGAACGGUGCUUUGCAAUAA
Molecule: messenger RNA, 1659 nt
Organism: Alternaria atra
Lineage: Eukaryota; Fungi; Ascomycota; Dothideomycetes; Pleosporales; Pleosporaceae
Exons: 2
Coding region: 1-1659 (552 amino acids)
Cellular component (GO): nucleus
Molecular function (GO): protein binding
Source: RefSeq, a predicted model, not a curated record